AGUUGCUUUUCAGUCCCAUUCCGGUUUGCGUCUCGUCGUCUCGCGGAAUCUUAAGCGCAAUCGGUGUUUUAGCCCAGAAAAUUCCCACAAAAUUUAUAACAAUAUAAAACACAAGAUAAAAAUUAAGAAAACAGGAAAUGCCGACGGUUCAGUGCAAAUAAUGAAAUAUAACUUUCCUUAAGAAGUACCAUUUGUUUAACUAAAGAUCCUAAAGAAAAACCAUCUAGUGCAGUGUGAGAUUUCAAAUAAAGGAAAGUUGAAAAACAAUGUGUUAGUAAACUUUACAAAACUUUGGAACAAACAGUUUUUGAAAGAACCGUUUUAACGACUAAAAAAAUAAUAAAACCGUAUUAAAGCAGUGGAAAGUGUCAAAUCAUUAGUUGCCUGCUACUUGUCUUGACCGAGACAAACACCGAGUAACUCGAAGCGAACUCCUCGAAGGAGGAAACCCCGCAGGAAGGAAGGAAGGACACACAGCAGACAGCCAGAAUGGUGCUCGUGCUGAACGGAGUGCUGCAGGAUGACUGCCCCAUGGACACCAACAGCCUGUUCCUGCAGCAUCCCGUUUACAGAGACUACGCCCAGCAGCUGCACUCCAUUCCGGCCAAGUCGGUGGGUCCGGUGGGCCUGCUCUUCGUCGGCCAGCGGGAACUGGCCGCCUCCGCUCCGCACGACAAGAAUGUGAACAUCAUCGGAGCGGACGAUGCCACCACCUGUAUUAUCGUCGUCGUUCGCCACUCGGGAUCGGGAGCCGUGGCUCUGGCCCACUUCGACGGCAGCGGCGUGGACGAGGCUGUGUGCACCAUGGUCUCGCGGGUCCAGGAACUGGCCGUCGGCUAUCCGGAGGGCCGCAUCGAGUUGCAGUUGAUUGGUGGCUAUCGGGAUGCCAAGGGCUACGGCGAGGACGUCUUCUUCAGCAUCAUGCAAUCAUUCCACAAUCACCUACUUGAGAUUGAUCUGACGCAGGCGUGCGUUGGAGAGCUGAACACCAUGAUGCGCGGCGAGAUCAGCUGCCCCAUUAUCUACGGGGUGGGCGUGAACAUCAAGACUGGGGAGAUCUUUCCGGCAACCUUUCCGGACCGAGGACCCGACCGGGAGCUACGCGAUGCUCGCAUUUUCAUGGGAGCGCAGUCGGUUCUGGAUGUAUAUGAUUCUUCGCUGGGAAUGCUUCGCAUUGGACCCUUCAACUACGAUCCGUUGCGCGGGGCAGAUCUCUGGCUUUCCCAGACGGAUGAGUUUCUGCUGCAGCACCUGUCCUCCAGUCCCGACGUGGAGCCGCCUCACUUUGCACCCCAGACGCGUGCCACCAUUAGGUUUAUACAGGAGAACCAGUUCCCCGCCGUCACCGUCUUCAGGGACAAUCGGCCGCGCUACUUCCGGCGGGAUGAUGCCACGGGCUGCUGGGUGCUGGUUAGAUAUUAAAGCUUACUGUAGUGCUUAGUUGUUACGCAAUUCGAAACUGUCGCAGAUGUGUUAAUUGGCUGGUGCAUGUGUUAAUUGUCGCUGUCCACCGCAAAUGCUUCUGCUUGCCUUUGUUUGAGUUUUAAUCGUUGAGUUGAUUGUAUUCGGCUGUAAUUUUCGUCAUUGAUAUUCUAAAAUGUGUAUAUCCACUGUAAUUAUCGGCCGAUUAGCAACUGCAAUUGAUGAAUGCGACAUAAUCUCUCUUCAAUUAGAUACAAGAUUGAGUUCCGACGCUGGAGACGGUUGCUUGGGACGAGCCUUAGAAAUGGAUCUGAACUGGGAACGUGAAAGCGAUAAAUAUUGAUUAAUAAUUAUUACGAUCGUAUGUGCCCACGUGCAUGUAAAUAUUUAUGUAUGUGAAACCAAAGACUAUAGAAUAUCAAGAUGUUGCAUGACCUCAAAAAAAUCGUUCUAUGGUGGGUCUUGAUAUGGAGACCCACAUGACUUUGCACUUUUAAAGGCAGCUAAGACCAUAUACGCAAUUAGUUCGCCGCGCUUCAUGAAGCCCGGUGGUGUUGUGGUAGAUGCUAUGCCUCGUGUACAUGAAGGCCCGGGUUCGUAUCCUCGCCGAGCCCAGCCAUAUCAUAAAUUGUUUUUUUUUUCUUUUUUGUGUAAAUUAAUUAAUUAUUUUAUUUUUACAUUUUUUUUUCAAUUUUUUGUUUUUAUAUUUUUUUUCGCGUUCAUGCAAGUGGUGAACAGCCUGAUACAAUUAUACAAGGUAGUCCACUCGGCAAAAUCCAUAGUCCCCUAAUUUAACUUUGUCAAGUAAGUGUGAGUGAAACGGCUACAUUGUGCUUCAGUUUGACAAGCAGGCACGCACUGAAAAUAAGGGACCAAAACCGAACGAGUGGACUACGUUGUAUAAUUGUAUCAUGGUGAGCAGCAAAAUACCCUAAAACGCGUAUGUACACGCGCAUGUGUGAAAAUUUAACGACACAAUUAUCUGAAUAAGGAACAUUAUUAAUAUUGCACCUAUGAAUUCUUUAAUUUAAUUAUUAUAAACGAAAAAUGAUGAUUUAAAUGAAAAUUAAAGAAAAUAAAAUAAUAAUGCUUUACAAGUCUGAUAUACCCUUCUACUAUUGUAAAGUGUAUAAAGCCCGAUAAACUGAAAACUAGCAGCUGUGAACAAAUUCCCAAUUUGGGAACACGACGAAUAUUAAAAACGAAGACGAAAGCCGAAAGCAGCAGUUCGUCGUGUUUCUAUUUUUAGAUUUUCCCUUUUUACCCCGACCGACCGCAUCAUGAAGCUCGAAACAGAAACGAAAAAUUGUUUGUAUGGGAUGCAACAUCUUGAUAUUCUAUAGUCUUUGGUGAAACCCAUUUAUGAACCCAAUACUAUUUAAAAGAGAUUCUUAGCUAAUUAUAUAUGCGCAUAAUCCGUGUAAAAGAAACGAAACAAAUUUAAAUGCAAUCAUUUUAGCUGUAAUUAAAACCUGUAAUCAAAAGUGUAAGAAAAAUAUAUAAAAAUGGCUUGGCUAUACAUACACACAAA
This is a messenger RNA of Drosophila ficusphila, 2953 nucleotides long. RefSeq names its product protein N-terminal asparagine amidohydrolase (gene Ntan1). The record is from RefSeq and is a predicted model, not a curated record. Lineage: Eukaryota; Metazoa; Arthropoda; Insecta; Diptera; Drosophilidae. Gene Ontology annotation, biological process: ubiquitin-dependent protein catabolic process. The coding region runs from base 490 to 1422 and encodes 310 amino acids. Gene Ontology annotation, cellular component: nucleus. The transcript has 6 exons. Gene Ontology annotation, molecular function: protein-N-terminal asparagine amidohydrolase activity.